AUGUGGACAAGUCUAUGUUUAUUGUUUGUAGCAUGUAUCGUGACUGUGAGUUCAGAAGGACGUGUAGAACGCGUUGUUAAAAGUCCCCAAGGUCCAGUUAGAGGCUUUAAAGAAAAUGAAGACGACAUAUUCAUUUUCUACGGGAUACCAUAUGCCACUGCACCUACUGGACCGCAAAAGUUUAAUGCCCCAUAUCCUCCUUCUGCUUGGCUUCAAACAUUUGACGCAGUCGAUAAAGGUGUGAUAUGUCCACAGUAUAAAGAGGACUGGAUGGAGAACAAAAAUAUGCAAGAGAAUUGUUUGAUUGCGAAUGUUUAUGUACCAGACACAAACAAAAAGAAACUACCAGUCGUAGUAUACGUACAUGGUGGUGCAUUCAUACGCGGUUAUUUAGAUUUCGCAGUCCCUAAAAAUCUAGUGAAGACCAAAGAAAUUAUAGCAGUUACAUUUAAUUACCGUUUAGGUGCACAUGGAUUUUUAUGUCUCGGUACAGACGAUAUUCCUGGAAACGCUGGUUUAAAAGACCAAAUUGCAUUACUUAGGUGGGUAAAUAAAAAUAUAGCGAGUUACGGUGGAAAUCCAGAAGACGUCACUCUAGCUGGUUAUAGUGCUGGGUCUGCAUCUGUUGAUUUAUUAAUGCUUUCGCCAUCUGCGAUGGGACUAUUCAAUAAAGUGAUACCGGAAAGUGGAGCAAAUGUAGCACCGUUUACUAUACAGUUGGAUCCUAUCGAAAAUGCUAAGAGUUAUGCGAAGUCUGUAGGUUUCGAGGGUGUAGAUGAUUUUUAUGCACUGGAAAACUUUUAUAAGACUGCUUCGCAUGAUGUUUUAACAGAAAAAGUGUUUCUUAACAAAACUGACAACACUUUUAUCUUUACCCCAUGCAUAGAACGAAAAGUGGGAUCAGACAGUGUUCUCACUGAUAGCCCAUACAAUAUUUUAAAACGGGGUAAAUACAAAAAAAUCCCUCUACUUUAUGGUUUAGCUAAAAUGGAAGGAUUGUUUCGUCUGCCUUUGUUCGAAGUAUGGAAAGAUAAAAUGAAUGAAAAUUUCGCUGAUUUCCUUCCAGCAGAUUUGACAUUUAAAACUGAAGAUGAGAAAGAAGGAGUUAUAAAACAGAUUAAGAAAUUUUAUUUUAAUGAUAAAGCUGUGAGUGGAAAUAAUAUCUUGUCGUACAUUGAUUAUUUUACGGACACUAUUUUCGCUUUUCCUAUUAUAAGAGCCGCUAAACUACAUGCUGAAGCUGGCCACGACAAAGUUUAUUUAUAUGAAUACGACUAUGUAGAUGAAUCUAUGCCAGUUAUACCAUACACAAAUAAUGUGAGAGGAGCUGAUCAUUGCAGUCAAACUUUAGCCGUGAUGGAUGGAUCUGGAUGGUUUAAUGCAAACGAAACAAAUUUGUCUAAAGAAUAUUUAAAUGUGAAGAACUUGUUAAGAGAUAUAUGGAGUAAUUUCAUAAUAACUGGCAACCCAGUUCCACCCGGAUCGACGUUACCAAAGUGGCCUGGUGUUGAAGCAAGUGGUUCUCCGCAUAUGUUACUCGGUAGCACUGUGGAACUACGUGGUGCACUCCUGCAGGACCGUAUGGCUUUCUGGAGUAGUAUUUACGAGAAACAUUACCGAUUGCCGGUACCACCGCCACCGCCACCUCAUACAGAAUUGUAA
Messenger RNA from Diatraea saccharalis (sugarcane borer), 1662 nucleotides. The record is from the annotation of a GenBank genome assembly. Lineage: Eukaryota; Metazoa; Arthropoda; Insecta; Lepidoptera; Crambidae.